AUGGAGCGCUCGCAGAGCCGCCUCAGCCUGUCCGCCUCCUUCGAAGCCUUGGCCAUCUACUUCCCCUGCAUGAACAGCUUCGACGAGGAAGACGCCGAAGAUGGCAGAAAGCUUAAAGGUGCAAUCCAACGGAGCACAGAAACAGGUCUGGCUGUUGAGAUGCCAAGCCGAACCAUCCGACAAGCCAGCCAUGAAUCCAUUGAGGACAGUAUGAACAGCUAUGGAUCUGAAGGAAACUUGAAUUUCAAUGGAGUUCACCUGGCAUCUGCUGGGCAAUUCAGUGACUUCCUGGGAAGCAUGGGUCCGGCACAGUUUGUCGGCCGUCAAACUCUGGCCACUACCUCCAUGGGGGAUGUGGAAAUCGGGUUACAAGAACGAAAUGGACAACUGGAAGUGGAUAUCAUUCAAGCCCGAGGACUGACCCCCAAACCUGGUUCCAAAACCUUGCCAGCUGCUUACAUCAAGGCCUAUCUUCUAGAAAAUGGGGUUUGCAUUGCAAAGAAGAAGACCAAAGUGGCCCGCAAAUCUUUGGACCCCUUGUACAAUCAAGUAUUACUGUUUCCAGAGAGCCCACAAGGCAAAGUACUGCAGGUCAUCGUCUGGGGCAACUACGGACGCAUGGAACGCAAACACUUCAUGGGAGUUGCCCGGGUUCUUUUGGAGGAACUAGAUUUGUCAACUUUGGCAGUGGGCUGGUAUAAGCUUUUCCCAACCUCCUCGAUGGUGGAUCCUGCUACUGCCCCACUCCUGCGCCAGUCCUCACAGCUCUCCUUGGAGAGCACAGUCGGACCCUGCUGCGACAGGUCUUAA
Eublepharis macularius is the source of this 810-nucleotide messenger RNA. RefSeq names its product regulating synaptic membrane exocytosis 4 (gene RIMS4). Gene Ontology annotation, molecular function: transmembrane transporter binding; small GTPase binding. The record is from RefSeq and is a predicted model, not a curated record. Gene Ontology annotation, biological process: positive regulation of synaptic transmission; regulation of membrane potential; calcium ion-regulated exocytosis of neurotransmitter. Gene Ontology annotation, cellular component: presynaptic membrane; cytoskeleton of presynaptic active zone. The transcript is spliced from 6 exons. The coding region runs from base 1 to 810 and encodes 269 amino acids. Lineage: Eukaryota; Metazoa; Chordata; Lepidosauria; Squamata; Eublepharidae.